AACUGCGAUUUUGUGUUUCUCGAAUGUUUUGUAAUAUCGUCGGCGUACAGCGCGGGUCGCGAAGUAGAAAUUCUCGAAAUAAAUUUGGGAUCUUGAACGAUGAAAAUUGCACAUACGAUGUGUGCAAUAAAUCGUACUGAUAUAAAAUAAUUUCGAGAUCUAAUGGUUUCAUCCAUAGAUGCUUAUACGUUGUCGGGGAUUAGAAUUAAGGAUUGUGUAGAUCGUAUUUGCAUGUGCAAAAUGACGGAAAGUGGCGUGCCCAGAAUGAAGCGCAAUGGUGCGCGACUUUUUAAAAAUCCCCCACAGCCACAUAUGUGUAUACAAGAUUUUAUACAGGGCACUACUGCACCAUGUUAUGUAAACGUACUGUCUUGGGAUAAAAUUGCGAUGCCUCGUAAACCUUCACUGCCCGUGCCACUUUACGGAGGUAUGAGAGUGCCACCACCUCGCACAAAAACAGAAGCCAUUGUAUUUGCUGUAAUGGCCAAUCCAGAAGUCCUACGAAUGAGUGGCAAGAACGCUCAAGAUCCAAAGAGGCGUAUGAUCUUUAUCGAGUUACUACUAGACUUCGUAGAAGCAAUGAACGCAGGAAUUUUCUUCAAUCGUCAUUAUACAAUUCUAAAAGAUCGAGAUAUCACAGGCGAGCUGAAGGAAGUUUGGAACGCCGUGUUAGCCAUUCGUGAUAGCGAACAACGUCCGCCCCAGCAGGAAACCUGGAUCGAUGCUCAACCUUCUAUGUCGCAGUAUCCUCAGUAUUCGGAACAGCAGCAGCAGCAGCAACAGCAGCAAGAAUACACUCCACAACCGCCGCAGUAUCACUCGAGCAUUGCAUAUGGCAGGCCUAUUAGUAAUGAAAAUAUGCACUAUGACAGUUAUAGUCAUCAGCCUCAAAAUCCGAUAAUUACCAAGAACGAGCCGAUCUUCGUAUCCGGUUCUAUUAUGUCGCCAAAAAGAAUACAAGUACUCUCACUUGAUCCUUACAAUUACCGGGAACAUGGCAGAGAAGAACAAAUAGUGCAAAAUAUUAUUACGGCGCAGCACCAGUUUCAACCUAGACAAGCGUGGCCCCAGUAUGUGAAUACUAAAUAUAUGCAUCCGAAUUCGAAUCUGCCAUAUGGGUCGGCCGCAAAUACUCCUCCGGUGAUUAAUUCUCCAAACCCGAUCAAAUCUUUUCAACCAUAUGCUGCUUAUCAACAACAACAUCAGCCACAUAUGGAUAACGCAAUGCACGUUGAUAUUCGCAGAAUGCAACAGCACCCACAGCAACCACAAAUGCAUGUAAAUACUGUACAACCACAACACGAGCAACCUGGGACCUUCAAUGUACAAAAUAAUGCACACAGAACGGGUAGACCGCAUAUGGGAGUGGUUCAGAAGAAUAAUGCUACAAAGAGACAGAAUUCACCUAUGCACACUUCUUGUACAAGUUGCCAAACGAAAGAAGAUCAAUCCUUUACAAAGCCGAAAAGUCCCGUUAAAGUUCUUCAAAGAGAAACACUGACAGAGCGGCAGGAUAUAACUAAUCAUACGGAGAACAAUAAAGUUUCAGUAGAAAAAACAGAGGAACCGAAGACUGCUUUAGUGAUUUUUGACAGAAUUUCAAUGACAGAUCUAAAUGAGGAUCUUAAAAAGGAUGAUGAAGUCGUGGUUGCGGAUACAUCGACAAAGAAAGAAGACAUCGAUAAUCAGGAAAGAGUGUGUACCAUUGAUGAUCCGCCGUUAUGCGAGGAGAAGAAUUCUGUAAAAUUAGAUAAGCCUACAGAAACGAAGGAGACGGAAGCAAUGCAACAAUCAACUGUUCAGAAGAAUCCUAACAAGUCCAGAAGUAAUGCUCGAACGCGAAAAAUGAUGAGAGAUAAGCAUAAUUCUCUUGUGUCGGAGAGUCCGAAGCGCUCGCAACCAACGAUGAACAGCAUUAUUAAGAGUGUGUUUAAGAUUAACCCGAGCGGAUCUGGUGAAGAGACGUUCAACAAAAGAAAAGCAAAUGGCCAAACGAAAACGGCUAAUGGUAAAGCGACGUGCGAAAACGAGGAACAGGGACAAGGAUACACGAUAUUAAAGAAGGAGGCUCAGCAAGAAAUAGUGAGUGAAAUUGCUCAGAUAUCCAUUCAAGACUGCAAAGACACGACCGAUGUCGGUCCCGUGCUCUCGUGAUAGCCUGGCUGGUACGCAGUUAUGCUGUCGCGCGAUCGAGAGCUUUGAUGUAAAUAGAUAGAACAUUAUUCGAUGAGAAGUCACGAAAAAACGAAAGAUACUGAAGGGUAAAGGAGAGAGAAGGAGACACGCUUUUGACGAUUGAAAAACUUACAGAAGAGAUAUUUCGAGUCUUUUCACUCGAUGGAAUCUACGCGUCUUCCUUGGAAAAACUUUGACGAUCGAAUAUCAUCGCGCAAAUAGCUAACAUUAUGGACAUAUUCAUAGUGUGUGUAAUUCUACAAAUGCGGCGAAUCAUUGUCAAAGUGCCGUUGAAUUUUUCGAUAAUCGAUAUCUGAAAACACUGUCUAUAGAAGACACUUCGAUAGUCGAUAUUUUAAUUCUUGGUGAUCCACAACUUUUCGAAGAUUGCAGAACUUACUUUGAAGUUUUUUAUUUUUAAAGAAUUUAUGUUUCUUGAAAGAUUUGAAUAAACUCAAGAACUCAAAAUAAACAAGAUAGCAAAGUGGAUCAUUAAGAAUUAAUCAGCAGGCUGUGAGAACUGUUGCGAAUGUAUAUUAUAAUGUAUAUUAUACUGGAGUAACAGUGCUAGAAUAAAAUCAACAUGUCUAUUUAUCAGCUAUCAUCGACUAUGGAAAUGUCAAGAAAGCCAUUUGUUUGGGUACAAUUUGAACUUUAAUGUACAGUUUAAUUAAUUAUUUUUUACAUGUAGCCAUAUUUAAAACAUAGAUUUUCUUUUAUUUUGUUUUUAAUAGCAGUUCAAUAUAAUUCGAUUAUAAUUUUUAUAUCUUUGUAGUUAUUACUACGAAGAUAUUGCAAGGUUCCAAAAUGUCACAAGACAUUUGCUAUGGUGGAAUUUAUUAGAUUUUUGUUUAAUUAAAUUAAAUUAGCCAAUGAAAUGACAAAUUCAAUUUUCUUUCUAUUUUAGAUUUUAUAGAAAAAUAAGUGUUGUCUCUUACAUAAAGUGAUGAUACAUAAUUUGUUAAAUGUUUAAGUUUUGAUUUAAAACAGAUAUAUAUAGAAUGAAUGAAAAUGAAUGUAUGUAUGCAUGUGUGGUGUAUGUGCGUGUAUAACACUCUGAGCAGAACUAAAUAAUUUGUUUGGUAUUAUUAUUGUACCCUGUAUCCACUACGGCGAUGAAUGCGAUCACUUGAGAGCACGAGCUCACAUUUGCUAAUUGAAAUCCGUCUAUCUAAUAAUCAAUCUGCUUCCAAUAUUUCGCCGCAAAAGAGAGCCAGAAAAACAAAGAGAGUGAUAUUAAAAUACUUUUAAGUGUACGAGAUAAUCUGGGACGCGUCCUAGUGUCGUCCCUGCGCACGAAAACGAAUUGAGAUUCACUUUGGAUAAGACUAAGCGCCAAAGCUGGGUAAAACAAGCGCGGUAGUCGAGUGAAGAGAUACAUUUAUGUGUUAUUUAGGAGACAACGGUGUCCAAGUAUUAUGCAACGUGAAGUUUAUUGUCGAGAAUAAUGCUUCAGUGAAACAUUCGACGUAAUCACGGAUGUAUGCAAAAUCAAUUUUAUGAUAUUAAGAAUCUUUGCUAAGUAAUGAAUCAUGUGAUAGUUCAUUGAACCGCUAAUAGCUAUUCGGAGCUAUUCGCUCUGUGAUUGAAAUAUGUGAACCAAUGUUUUACCCAGCUUCGUUAAGUAUACAGCGACAUUGUCGACAGUCUACCACUAGAAAGAGAUGGUAGGUUUAAGCCGCAGUAAUUAUUACAAAACGAGUAUUGUUUUAGAUUAACGAGAAAAGAAGCAUUUUAUUAUAGAAUGUACAAUCUGAUCAUCUCUCGUACUUAUCUUUCUACAAAACAAUCGGAGAAGUCCCUAUCGAAAUUCGCAUAACUUCUUUAGGAACGUACAGUCAGCGUUCUUUAAUCUUAUCCUAUUUAUCUUGGCUGUCAAGAACAAUAUCAAAUCUUCUAAUAAAGAUCUGUUAUUUAUAUAUUACUUUAUAUUUAUACAUAUGGAAUUUAAUUCGAACAAUUGACAUUUUAAUAUUACAUUUUUAUUGAAUUAAACAAUUCAAAAAGAAUCGGACAGUGACUCGCUGAUCACGUUCGUACAAAAAACUUUUAUCUAAAAUUUUCAAUUGUAAAUUGCAUUUCAGUUUCUUUAAUGUCAUUCAUCUUUUAGUUUAAAUAAUCACCUUUCUAAGCGUCAAAUACUCUAAAGUCAUUUACGCGAUUUGUAGAAGACAGAAAAUCUGCAAUCACAAACUCGUAUAAUCUCUAAUAGUUGAAAGAAUGUACAGGGAUAUCGUAAAAUAAUUGAUCUGAGGAAAUAUGCUUCUCAAUUGGAUAUUCUACCUGUUUUAUCAGCCUAAGAAGAGAGAUAUGCGUCACAUACAACCUGAUCGAGACUAAUCGGACAAUUAUUGCGCUUAUAUAGACAUAAUCAUCCAAUUAGCUCUCGAUUAGAUACGACUGCGUCGUGUACAUUAUUUUCCUAUUUAAUGCGUUAAGCGACGUCUAAAUGAAUCGUACAUUAGCGAUCUUGUCUCCGAAAGAUGAACAAAAACUGAACAGUUUUAGUGAAACGUAAUGUUUAAAGCGUUAAGUAGCCAUCUAUGCUAACAGUCAGUCUUCUGCAGGCAUAAAAAUAGUAUUUGGCCUCCAUUGUAGACGAUGUACUGUCGUUAUACUCUAACAGUUUUAACACAAUUGCCGCCACAAUAAAAGUGGUGGAUAAAACUGCCAUUUUUAAAUUGAAAUAGUUGGAAAGAGUCGAUUUUUAAUCGCGCAAUUAGUGCUACGCACGAAUCAUGUGUAAUAAUCAAUUCGUAAAUCUAAUUAUUAAUCGAUGAAGUCGACUUAAUUUUUUUUCCAGCUCCAUCCAGAACUUUACAACUCAGGAUGAACCUUUUUUUACGAUCCGUUUCAUUUCCGAUUAGUUUUAUGAUAAGAGCAAAUGAUAUUUGUAUUUAAUGAGAUUUUUGACCAAUCAAUCGUUCUUACGCGUUCCCCUGAAGUCGGCUUCAUUAAAAAUAUAUUUUUAUACUUUAUAGUUUAUAGUGUGAAUUUUCAACCGAGAAUAUAAACGUUUAGGAAUUGUGAGAUUAUUCUUAAAAGCACACACACAUUAUUUUUUUACAAACAUAAAAUAUGAAAUUCUACUAUGCAGUGUAGAAUUAAAUUACUACUUAUUCUUAAUUACGCUGUGAAUUUUUCACUUUUUGUUAUUAUAAAUGUUAUCUAAUUUGUGAAUUUAUUUUUAUUUGCAUAUCUUUAAUUUCUAAUAUAAUUUAAAUACAGAUUAAACAAUUAUUAUUUUGGUAACUUUUAUUCUAAAGAAAAAAGCGCGAUUUUAUUGGUUUUCAUUAUAAAAAACUUUUUUAAAAACUAGUUCUAAUUUAUUUAAAAAAAAAUUGUAAAAGUAUUAUUAUAUUUUUAGAAUAAUACUUUAAAUGUGUCAUCUACGAGUUAACAAGUUAAUGGCAUUUGAAAACGGCAUUUUUAUAGGAAAAAAAUUCUCUUCGCGAUUUUAUCAUUCUCUGAAUACAUAUUCUAGGUGUAUUACUAGCUAAUAGUUUUAAGAUAUCUGAUUCGGACUACUACAGGGAGACUCUUUGCAACUAUUUAAAUUUGCGAACCGCACUUUUAUCAUGAUCCUUGUGUCGCAUGUUUCGAUAUUUUAAAAUUUAUUUGUCAACUGUUUGAAUCAGAAAAUCGCCUACUCUCCAAUUUUAUUUUCAAAUAUUAGUCAUGUUUGUUCAGCGGGUUCUCGAGGUGCUUCAUAACGUUAAAGAUCUCAGUUCGCGAUUACUUGUUUAUAUACAGUAGCACGGAAAAGAUCAUAAUCCGCAGAGAGACAUGAAAUUAUACAAAAGCAAAGAGAGAAGAUGAAACAUGUCGCAUAAAAUGUGAUGCGAAAAUACCUCGAUUACUGGAAAAUUGCGAUUUUACAAUCGGCUGAAUUCUCCUAGAAACGGUGUGAGAAUAAGGCUGUGUAAUUAUUAUAUUGCGACCUGAGUCCUUUCUAUACAUGAUAUAAGAAUUCUUUUAUUUAGUGCACACUAAGCGUUCCUUUAUACAUCGAUUUGAUCAAGCAAUGGCAAGCGAAUCGAAUGUCUUAUAUCGCGCGCAAUUUUUACACAAUUGAAUAUGAAACUCUAAAUGGAAUAAUCAUAUAGACUUUCGAGAAAUCAGAGAUUGAAUGAUGAUAUAUCCUCAUGAAUUUAUGAGAUGUGAUACAUUUUUGAUCGCAUCUUCUUUUCUCUCUCCAAGUAUGUGAAUGGAUUUCAUUAAAAUUCAAAACAUUCGUUAUACUCUCGCGAAAAGCAAAGUUUUGUUAAUGAAGAACAAAUGUUUUAAACAAAAGAAUGAGAUUUAUUCUCAUAUGCAAUUAUUAAAAUGAUCUCUAACUAUAUAUAAUUUUGAUUUUGUUAUAUUUAUCGAUAAAAAUAAAUAUCAAAUUUUACAGAUUGUUUUUCUUUUUUCAAUUUUUUUUUUUUAUCGAAUAUACGAUGGCGCUUAGUGUGUUGGCAGACGUUUAUUUAUAAGUUUAUUGAGAUAAAUUAAAUUUGCGUAUCUUUUGCAAUGCAGAUCUUUAAUAACAAUACUGAAACAGCGUGAUUUUAAGUACUUCUUUUAAAUCUUCAGAGAGAGAGAGAGAGAGAGAGAAAGAGAAAGAGAAAAAGCAGCGCAUUCAAAUGCGGCCACGAAUUUUGUCAGUUUUAUGACUUUAUUACGGCAUUUUUCUUUUAAUUAAUUACAAUUCUAUAGCAGCUUGAUCCGUUUCUCGGCCAAAACUUCCUCGAUUUCCUCACCGCGCCUCAUCUGAUUAUUGUUAAUAAUAUGUAUUCAGUAUUCGUGUUAUUUUGGAUUCUUAUUAUAUUAUUGUCAGGUAUAUAUAAAUAUAUUAUGGUUUAUUUUAUCACUAUUCCCACGAACAAUGUACUCUAUGAUUCUAUAAUACAUGGUUUUUCUAAAGUUUA
Cataglyphis hispanica is the source of this 7085-nucleotide messenger RNA. RefSeq names its product GATA zinc finger domain-containing protein 10. Bases 163 to 2154 code for a protein of 663 amino acids. The record is from RefSeq and is a predicted model, not a curated record. Gene Ontology annotation, cellular component: cytoplasm. NCBI's taxonomy places the organism in Eukaryota, Metazoa, Arthropoda, Insecta, Hymenoptera, Formicidae. The transcript has 4 exons.